This is a messenger RNA of Closterium sp. NIES-67, 3035 nucleotides long. Lineage: Eukaryota; Viridiplantae; Streptophyta; Zygnematophyceae; Desmidiales; Closteriaceae. The record is from the annotation of a GenBank genome assembly.
AGCUAGCAAGGUUGUGAAGGAGAUGUAACGCUACGCCCUACGAUUGCUGGUCGUCUGCAUAAGUAAAUUCAUCCAGAGCUAGUACCAGCCAGAAGCCCCCAUGAUGGCGCUGACUGGUUCUUGUACACACGCGUUGAAGCAACGCAAUGCCGUCAGAAUCCCCGUGGAAAAUUUCCCCGACGAAGCUGCGACGCGUAUUCAGCUUCAGCACGUCAUCGAUCAAGGCUUUGGGUCGCGGAGCGCAUUCCUGCAAGAGGAGGCUCAAGAGUCGUGCGGUUCGGGGAACUGCGUUGCGGCGCGAAGCUGCGGGCGCGGCGAGUGGGAUCACGGCGACGGCGACGAGAACAUGGCGAAUAGCGGCGAUAGCGCAACGUACGGCUGUAGACGAAAAACCAGCCGCGGAUGCGACGUGGCUGACGAUGGGAGCGGGCGCGCCGGUGGAUUGGAGCACAAUGAUACCGUCUCGUUUCUCCGGCUUCCCCCACUGGCAGAACGCCGGAUUGGAACACCCCGGACUCUCGGUCCGGGUCAGCCGGGUCAGCCGGGUCAACCGGACCAAGGUCUUCCGCUCCUCGCCGCGUCGUUUUCCACGAGCGCGCCUUACUCGAGGGCUGAAAUCGACGUCGGAGACGAGCCCCAGAACGGCUGGCAGUUGCUGAUCAACGGCGAACGGCCUGACGUGGCAGGCUGCGACAACUUGAAGUCGUUCGCCUUCGCUGCUGACCAUGCGGCGGAAACGGCGCUAGCCGCAGCAGUUCCUCGGGUCUCCGCGAGCAGCGCUGGCAACGCGACGCCCCUCAGCGCGGCUUACGGACACUCCGAGUCGUGUCCACCUCCCGACAGUGACACGUGGCACAACCAGCGUUUGUGGUCUCCGUUCGGCGGCUCGUUACCAAGAGUAGCGCUGACGGCGCUGAACUGCGCGGCUUCUGGAGACGAGCUGUGGCGAGGCGCCCACAGCUUCAACGCCCGAGGAAACGAGGAGAACGGGAGGAGCGACUCAGGCAGUGGCGGCACGCCAUGGGCCGACGUGAUCAAAGACCUCUUCCCCGAACUGACCCCCGCCCAUGCCGCCCAGGCCGCCCAUGCCGCCACGCCACCCCCAGCAUCCUCGACAAUGGCAUCACCCAUGGCAAUCCCGUCAUCCCCGCGGCUGCUACUCCCCCUGUCGCCGCCGCUCUUCCCGCUGCUGUCGCCACCGCCGCUCUUCUCGCACUCUCCACGCGCCGCUGGGCUCACGUCCCCCUCCCCUCACUCCGCAUCCCCACCGCCCUUCCUCUCUCUCCCCGCCGCAGCUAGCCGAUGGGAUCCCGCCAGCCUCUUCCCCGUGCUCGAGGCCGGAGGGACCCUCUCUAUCUCUGCCCGCCCUGACCCUCCGCCACUCAGCACCGCGCUACCACCGUCUCGUGAUAGUGACGAAGCCCCCGUUGCAGCGACAAGCCGCUUCCGCGGGGAUUCUCACUCCGGGGCUGCUCCGCCGCUGCUCUCCGCAAGGGCGGCGGACGUUCACGGUCAGGGGAGUCAUGUUCAGUCCGCGCGGGUGCUUCUAUCGCAGCCUGCCGCGGCUGCGCGCAUUCCGCCUCCGCCAGGCACGCGGAAACGGCGCGCGGACGAGCUGGUUUCGUCGGGAGACGGCAACCAAAUUGGUCUUGUCGAAACGGCGACUCCCGUUAGACGCAGUGCUUCUAGUGGGCAGCAGGCAAGCGCAAGCGGCGGUAUGGCAUCUCCCUGCGCUGGGCCUGUUUGCCAGGCGCAGACACGAGCGACGAGUGUCACGCCUUGCCCAGUUUCGCCCCUCCGUCUCCCAGCCCUCACACUCCCGUUCUCACUUUCACUCCCUUCCUCAUCGGCACCCCGCCCACCCAACUGGUCCCCCUGUAGCUCCGCUGCCCAUCCGUUGACCGCGCACCCCUCAUCCCCUCCGCCCUCCCCUGCGUGCGCUCCACCCUCCCCCUCAGCUCUUUCGCCCUCCCCCGCAUGCGCUCCGCCCGCCCCGUCAUAUGGUCGGCCCUCGCCCGUAUCUGCCCAGAGCCAGCCUGGGUGCAGUGAAGGGGCGGGUGAGAGGGCAGCGGGCGGAGUGGCGGGAGGUGCGGCAGUGGCGGGAGGUGCGGCAGUGGCGGGAGGUGCAGCAGUGCGCAUCAGGAGGAUCGUGGGCGCGCACAGAGGGGCGACGGGGGUGCUGUGUGGCAACGACGGCAAGGCAGGCGCCCAAACACCCACGGCGGUAGUGGCAGCGACAGCACCAGAGGCGCUGCCCGCAGCGGCUAUACUAGCAGCAUCGGCAGCGGGGGCAGCCGUGACAACUGCAAGAGCAUCGACUGAUGCAGCAGGAAUGCCAGCAGAACUUGCACCAGCAGCAGCAGACGCAGCAGCAGCAAGGGCAACAGGUGCGCCGACAGAGACAGCAAAGGCAUCAGCUGGGGCAGGCGGCACCACGGCAGGCGAUGGCCAGGCAGCUGCCAAGCGGCAGAAAGGAGAAGGCAAGGGGCGCGUGUGCAUGUCCCCAGCAGCGGCAGCGGCGUUGGAGCAGUACCGCGAGAAGGCGGCGCAGCGGCAGAAGCGCGGCACCGCCAUGGACGCGCAGAGCGUGGCGGCUAGGAGGAGACGGGCCAACAUCAGCUCGAGAAUGGGCGCGCUCAAGUCGCUGGUCCCCGGCAGUGCACGACUGGACACGGCAACUCUCCUGGACCGCGCGGCAGCAUACAUCGCCUUCCUGCACGCGCAUGUGCAUGCCUCGGAGGCCGGGGCUGGCGACAUGCUGAGAGUGCGCUUCAUGGAGGGGCUGAACCUCGCAUGCGACGCCACCCAUGGGGGCACGGUCGUGCUGGAGGGCCGUGCUGAUGCCAGUGGCGAUGGUGAAGGGGAGGAUACUGAGUGCAAGGACCUGUGAUGCUAUGCAGUUGCCUCACAUGAGGUUUAGGGAAGAUGUGAUGUGGCUUCUUUAGGUGAUUUCAUGUGAUGCCAUGUCACAUACACAUGGUAGAGAGAUGUUGAGUGCAUCUACAUGUCAUGCCCAAUGGCAGUGUCACAUGGCA